Emiliania huxleyi CCMP1516 is the source of this 856-nucleotide messenger RNA. RefSeq lists its product as hypothetical. The transcript has a single exon. The record is from RefSeq and is a predicted model, not a curated record. The annotation marks the transcript as partial. NCBI's taxonomy places the organism in Eukaryota, Haptophyta, Isochrysidales, Noelaerhabdaceae.
CCAAGGUGUAUGGCACGGCCGACCGAUGCUAGCAGCGUACGUCGACCAGAUGCUGGCGCGGUCGCGAUUGCGAUCGAGGACCUCACAGCCACAUCACCGCUAAUGGCGAAGAAGCGCAGCCGCGAGUCAUACCCAGCCGCAAUCUUCUUGACGACGUUGCCGUCGCUCGCCAUCCUGACCGCCAUGCUCGUAAGCUUUUCCACGCAAGUUCCGAUGGAUCAUUGGCUGGUCGAUCCGCUUUCCGUGCGACUGGCUCUGUCACAGAACUUUAUAUCCGCGUGGAUCGUCGCCGCGCCAAUCCCAUUCACCGCGGCGCUUAUCGAGGCCAUGUACAGCGCCUCCAAGACUGCUUCUGAGACCCCAGCGGAGAAAUGGAGUACGCGGGAGGGCCUGGAUGACGCUCGUGCAAGAGCCCGUACGACUAGCACUGCGGAAAAGCUGAUAUUGCCGACAGGAUGCUUGGCUGUUGUGGCGCUGAUCCUCACGUACUACUUUCCGACGUUCGACUGGGUUUCGACAAAGGUCUGGUUCUGCCUGCUUGUCACUCUGCUCGUGACAGUCGUCUUACUGAUGCACACUGCGUUCCGUUCGCUGCGCGAGGGGCUUGUGUGUCGCGAGAGAGGAAACGCUUUGGCUUACUUCUAUGCGAGAGCACCGACUCUGCUGGCGACAAUUGCACUGCAGUGCUCGGUUUUUGCAUUUGUGUUCUGGGAGGACCUCUACAUCCUACCAGUCACACCCGUUGGGUAUCUCGAAAACUUUGAUGCUUGCAUCGACCUCGGAUCAAACUACACGGCAGAGAACUGUCAUUUGGCGGUCGAUUUGGCGGCGGCGGGCAUUUGGACUGAAGGCUGGC